This is a messenger RNA of Gracilinanus agilis (Agile Gracile Mouse Opossum), 906 nucleotides long. Its product is annotated as IQ motif and SEC7 domain-containing protein 3-like. NCBI's taxonomy places the organism in Eukaryota, Metazoa, Chordata, Mammalia, Didelphimorphia, Didelphidae. The coding region runs from base 290 to 793 and encodes 167 amino acids. The transcript is spliced from 4 exons. The record is from RefSeq and is a predicted model, not a curated record.
GCCCCGGCCCCUGCGCGCCCUAGCUUGAGGGACAGCCAGGGCGACCGGAGGGCUCCGCUGGGGAGGGGCGGCUUCAGCCCCGGCCGGACUCUUCUCUCCCCUUUCCUCUCCACCCCUCCUCCCCAAGUUCCCUCUAGCUCCUUGACGCGUGGCCUCUCUCCCCGAGGGCAGGAGGUGAAGAACCUCCUUGCCCCUAGCAGCUCGCCAGCCUACCAGUCCCAAGCUUCCCGCCAGCCCACUGGCCCCCGGGCAGUGGGUGCCGGAGGGGUGGGGCGGCGGCGGCGAAGCCAUGGAGAGCCCCGUGGAGAACCCUAGCAAGGCGGCGGAGUAUCUGAAGGAGCUGAACCGAAUCAUCGAGGCGCAGCAGGAGCUGCUGGAGCGGCAGAGGCGGCGGAUCGAGGAGCUGGAGCAGCAAGUGGCGCGGCUGUACCGGGAAAACGCCUGCCUGCAGGACGAGCACCAGCGGCACCUGGCCUCCUGCCGCCUCGGGGCCACUGCACAGCCCGGACCCCCUUCAGCGCACCCUCCUGCGCCGCCUCUCGGGGCCAUCCUGGAGAACGUCCGUCACGAAAAGUCUGAAGGAGAAGGCUCUCGGAGUGUCAGAUCACGGUGGCACCAUGUCUCUAACUGCCAUGAUAUGGAAGGGAUACCUGUAGUCGGUUAUGAUAACCAUAUAAGAGUGACCUCUACCCUACCUCCGGUCUAUCAUAACAAGACAGAAAAAGAGCAAGAGAGAGAAGGGGAAAAAAAACACCCCCCAUACAGGAUGGCUUGUAGAAGGUGUUACUUGUGAGUAUGCUUCUUCUCUGAGCUGGGAGCCCAGCACCUGGGAGGAAUACUGUGGAUUAUCAGGGGGAGAAGGGGUUGGAGGCAUAAUAUGGGCAAAGCAAUGUGAUGUUUCAGGGU